Molecule: messenger RNA, 13446 nt
Organism: Podarcis lilfordi (Lilford's wall lizard)
Lineage: Eukaryota; Metazoa; Chordata; Lepidosauria; Squamata; Lacertidae
Source: the annotation of a GenBank genome assembly
AUGACGGGUGGGUUAACUUCCCCAGAAGCUGAGAAGGAGAGAGGACUAGACGUGAGUCCACACUGUACAUUGAAAGCACCCAAAGAAUCCUAGAACUAUAGCUUACCCCUCAGCACCUUUAACAAACCACUUCCCAGGAUUCUUUGGGGAAAUACUCUGCUUUCAAUGUGCUUUACAUGCAUCGUGUACAUGUAACCUAGGCAACAUAUACCUGCCUCAGGAUUUCUUUUUUACUACUUUAAAGUUGGCCUAUCAAUGGAAUAAACAUUUUAAAAAUAGCUAUGAACUAGUCAAUAGCAGUUGGUUUCUGCACUAAGUAUACUGGAGAACUCAUGGUGAGGUAGAAUGUAACAUGACUCUAUUGACAACAAAGUAUUUCCCCAAGGGAACCCUGCUUUACAGUUCUAGGCACUCCAAGUUGGCAGGCUGGCCUUCCAAGUGGGACGGCUGCAGCUGUGCUUCCUUACUCUGUCCUGCAGGUCUAAAAGAGCACAGGGUGUUGGGACCUCGCUCCCUUUCCAUUUUGGGGCUAACAAAACACACCGCAUGCAUAAAUAUGCAGUCCUCCCAACAAAAGAGGAUUGACAACUUAAGUUGACAAUAUGCAGAACUUGCGGAUUUAACACAUAGAAUAAGAGAGCAAGAAGAACCAAUAUUUAAAGAAGAGCAGUAAACAUUUAUUGAAUAUAUGGGAAAUAGCUGUACUGUAUACAGCUGAAAACACUACCAGCACUAAGAUAAAUUCAACAGAGUAAAUAAUUUUUUAUUAAUGUAAAAGUGGAAAACUGAUUUGAAUGGUUAUAUUGAAAACUUGUAGGGACGCAGGUAGCACUGUGGUCUAAACAACUGAGCCUUCGGUUGCUUGAUCAAAAGGUCGGUGGUUCGAAUCCCUGUGACAGGGUGAGCUCCCGGUGCUCGGUUCCUGCUCCUGCCAACCUAGCAGUUCGAAAGCACGCCAAAAAAUUGCAAGUAGAUAAAUAGGUACUGCUCUAGUGGGAAGGUAAACGGCGUUUCCAUGCACUGCUCUGGUUGCAUCAGAAGCAGCUUAGUCAUGCUGGCCACAUGACCCAGAAAAACUGUCUGCGGACAAACACCGGCUCCCUCGGCCAGUAAAGCAAGAUGAGUGCCGUAACCCCACAGUCGUCUGCGACUAGACUUAACGGUCAGGGGUCCUUUACCUUUACCUUUUUAUUGAAAACUUAAUAAAAAUUAUUUAAAUAAAUAAAUGAAUGAGCACAGUGUAGGGUGUACUGAACAGGCCUUGCGGUGUUGUACAGCUCCCUAUGGAGAAAUCUUUGUUCCCUAGCUAGUACAUCUAGUCUUUUUAAGGAGUGAUGAGGGAGCACAAUGCAGUUAGCUAGACCUCUCAUUUCUGGAGUUCUUAUGAUGAGGCACUGGGAUUGGACAGGUUCCAUUUGCUAGUUUUACUUUCAUUAUCAUCGAAACCAUUUCCUUCAAAUAAAAUUAUUCAUUACAACAAACCCCACCCUUCCUCAUUUUUGUGUCUUACUGAUUCGUACAUUUCUCAGCUGAUGAAUCAGAGCUCUUUUUCUACCUCAAAUUGCCUAAGCUGCAAUUUUGCCUAAGCUGCAAUUUUGUAAAAAAACAAAGUCCAGUAACCACCCACAGCCGCAGAAGAGAAGCAGACUGAAACAUCAGGAUUGAGACCCUCCUCACAGCGCUGCUUCAACAGACUGGUGAGUGUGGCUGAAUGGAGUUCCCACCUCUUCUGGGCAGGGGAGAAUGGCUACUGAUUAUUUGCUAGUGUUGGUUAUGGGCUGCAAAAUGAGCUGAAUGAAACUCCUGAGUGAAACUAAUGAAACCAAAAGCUGCUUUCAGGUUCCAGCCUAGAAGCAUGGGCUGAUGGAGCCCAGCCUUUCAAGCAGAUCUGCUUACAGGGAGGCUGCCAGUUAACUUGCUGCUGGAAUGGCAAUCUGGACGAGUUAUUUGUGAGGGGCUCUAUUUAGGAGUAGCUGAGUUUGGAGAAAGGCCAAUGCCACCAAUAUUAUUCGGUUGUAUCAGAUGCUGCAGGGAUGGAUUUCUGCUUUUGCAGCAGGACUUUUGCCUCUUUUCCUCAUCAUCUGUGUUCCCCAAAUCUGCUCUGGAGGAUCCCCCAACCCCCUAGAGCAGAUUUUGAGGUGGGGGUGGGGGCUGCAGAGGAGAGGAAAGUUCCACUGUGAAAGUGAAAGUCUGCUGUGUGAAUGAAAUAGCAGUGCAGGAGGCAAGUCAUUACUGUAUUAUUAUUAUUAUGGAUUAUUACUAUGGAUUAUUAUUAUUAUUAUGCUAAAAACAUUCCUGUUUAGACCAACCUAUCCAGAUGCUUAGAAAGUUGAGGUGAUUUUAAUCUAUUUUAGUAUUUUAACUUUUGUAUGUUUUAAAGUAGGGCUGUGAAUAUUUCUGGUUUUAAUGUUUUAUCUUUUGUAAACUGCUUUGACUCUUUUACAAUCAAACAGUGUAUAGUUUUAAACAAACAAACAAACAAACAAACAAACUUAUUAUCACAUUUAUUUAUUUAUCUAUCUAUUUGCUUUUCUGGUGGCACUUUAUUGUAUUUUAUUUUUAAUUAUGCUUUUAUUAACAACAUACAGAACCUCUGCUUUCAAGUCAAUGAAUCAUUCAAACAAAACAGUCAUAUUUGGGGUGAGACUUUACUGUUAGAGGCAAUCACACUUGUUUAUUAAUGUCAUCAUAAUAUUUAUUGCACUUAUAUUGUAUUCUUAAAUUACAUGAUCCCAGGGCAGGCUACAGAAACAGUAAAAAAACAAAAAAAAAGGAAAAUAUAAUCAGAACAAUUAAAAUGUAGCAAAAUGCACAUUUGCAGCAAGCCAUCUCCAACCAUAUGUCCAUCAAUCCACAGCAGGCAAUCUACCAUCUCAGCAUCAGAACAAGGCCCUACAUAAGGGGAAAGCCUUAUCAAGGAAAACAGACCAAAUUCUAUGCCAAAUGAGCUGAGGUGGGGCGGGGAGGAAACAACAGAUAUACCCGAAACAUCAGUGGAAACAAGCCACAGCCAGUGCUGCUUUGUUCGGGUUCUGAAGGGUACUUCCCCCACAAAAUAUUAAAAGUGUGGCAUUGAAAAUACUCAGUUAACUGAAGUUCUGCCACCACCACCACCACCCAGCAGAAGCCGGUCCCCCAAACAAAAGCUGGCCUCCCAUAAUGUCCUCGUGGGAGGGGGGGGGUUACCUAUGAUCUCCCAAAUCUUGCCUAUGCCAUACACUUAUAAGUAAAUUCUAUUGGACCUUCAAAUUCAACAUUAGAUUCACAGCUGAAGGCCACUUUAUGCAGUACUUCUGGUGGCGGUUUCAGCUGUCCCUAAUAAGGGGGAGCAGGAGGGUUUCAAAAGGAUAAGGAACUAAGAAGCAGAGCUGGGGAAAAGACAGCAGGAUGAAGAGAACCAACCCCAAGAGCAGAUGGGAACUGGCUAGCCCAUUAUUGCCCUCCUAGCCCUGCUGCAUUGUUAAGAAAGGGAAGGGGAACGACUUGUGAUUCUCCCACUGAGUGUUACUCCAGCGUUUGAGGAACAUAUUUCUGGCUCAGAAUCUCUUGGCCAGAGAUUUUUAACCUUUUUGGGUCCACGGCUCCCUUGACUAACUACAUUCUGUCUGUGACACCCCUGCGGGGCUCAGGGGCCCAGUUACGUCACCCCUUGCCUGCAGAGCUGGCAGCCUCUCACCUUUUUCAAAGACCCUCCCUUGUGGAGAGUUCCCUCAGCCUCCUCUCCUCCCCCCUCUCCUUGGGAGUCCUAUGGGCAGCCUCAGCUGCUGCUCCUGGUCUCUGAGCUGCUCCCCCUGCCCCAAAGAAAGGUGCCUCCUCACACUGCCCCACAGGGGCCUGGGAAGCACCCCCUGGCCAGCCCCAGAGGCACCAUUCAGCUGCUGAGGUUGUAGCCAGGGCAGCUGCUGCAGCAAACAGUCGUGCAAGCCUUUGGGAGGAAGAGAAGUGAGAGGGCCCCAGAGAAGGGAGGGAAGGAAAGAGGGACAGAGGCCAGUGUUGCCCACAGCACCCCUGACCAUCAUUCAAGGCACCCCAGGGUGCCCCGGCACACUAGUUGAGAACCACUGCUCUAGGCUAUUGUCUGAGGAUUUAGAUUGACUUGGUUAUCUCACUUUGAGGAGCUAGAGAUGGGAGCUGUCUGCUGAGCAUCCACUUGAUAAGAAGGCCAAUUUGUGCUUUUGUAUGUGUUGCAGGUGUGAUGCCUUAUAAGGAGGAACAACCUAGCGACAUAUCUCCCUCUCUUAUCCCCAGACCUCGGGGAAAUCGAGCGCGGCAUGUGAGCUACCUCUUCCUUGCCCUGUGUGUCUGUUUCCUGUGCCUCACUGAGCAGAGCCUAGACCUUGUCUUCCGUCACAUUGUCAUCCAUUUCACAGCCCUGCAGGUUGGAGCGCUGUGUCAGGGGCCUGCAACUUUGCAGAAGAGCUGCGUCAUGUGACAUCCAGGUGAUAAAGCUGCGGAAAUAAUGGGACAUACUGAUGGAUGUUUGCAUGAUGGUGUGGGGAUGACAGUUGUUGUUCAAGGACACCAAAAGCCAGCUGAUUGGCAGUAGCAGAACAGAGAAAAGAGAAAUGGAGGCAUGAUAAGCCUUGAGGUGAAGACUCACCCAAUGAGGCUUGGUCCUUGCUUGGUAGCAGCAAAGAUCUGAUAAGGAAGAAAGGAAGGGAGAAGCUGAAUAUAUAAGAGGAUGGAUAGUGAGACAUAUAUUGUUUUUAGUUUUAGGAUGCUGAAUUUGGCCUCGCCCCAAGCGUUGCAGCUAACCAGAUUCCUCCUCCCCUCCCCUUGUGUGCUUGUUUGGGGGUCCUCCUGAUUUUAGAGGCACCAGGCGGCCCAGGGAAGGAGGGAGAGCCCAGUUGACCAAGUGGAAGUACUCAUUGCCCUGAUGGUACUCCGAAGGUGAAUCCUGCCUUCUCACGCUAAAGUAUUUUCUCUCUGGUAGUUUGAACCAUAUCAGACCCAUGAGAACUUGGAUACCUAGUAGACUAUGGUGUGGGAUUACCAGCAUAUAACAAGCAUGCUUAAUGAAGGGGUUAAGGCCAUAGAGUAAGCUGUCUUGCCAGGUUUAGCUAUGUCCACUGCCCAUACCUUGGGAGGAUAUAGGUAACCAAGCCUAUUGUUCACCUUCCAGUCUACAUGAGAAGCUCAGCCCCAAAUCAGCAUGGCCCAGGGCUCAGCUCCCAGUGUGCUGGGUGGCUGCGUUCCCCAGCCUCCGGCUGCCUGAGGGCAGCUGGAAGGGGUGCAACUACCCCGCCUGCAGCGCAUCCGAGCCUCGGGUCUCUCCUGGGAGUGAUGCGGUGGAUUGGGCACCUGCAGGCGAAGGCAGCAUGGGCUGACAUCUGCCCGCCGCCACCUUCUCAGCCGCCAGCUGCAAGGUGCCCUGCAGGAACAUGGUGGUUCAAGCCCUGGCCCUGCGCUGCUUUUGUGGACAGCGCUGGGCCAGCCAAGCACACUGCCUCCUGUUCAGCGGCCCUCCAGCUGGAGGGCGCUGGGAGGGACAGUUCCAGCAGCGCACCCUGCCCCAGCUCACCCCGCCUCAUGCCUGCCCCAAGUGCCUGAGCUGCUUGCUACGGCUGCUCCCUCCCUCCCUCCCUCGCUCUGGCUCUUUCCAACUGCAGCAGCGGCAGGAGAGGAGGAAGCCUUGCAAGAGUAAGUCAGGCAGGGCAGACACAGGGCAGAGAGGGAGUGUUGGAAGGCAGCAGCUGUACUCCAGAUUUGUGUGAGGAGGCAUUUCUCCUCCUGCACCCACAGUGCCAGGCAGCUGACCCUGCAAGCUGCAGCAGUUCGCUCAGGCACCAGGCAGCAAUUUGAAUCUCGAGCAAAAGGAGCACUGGGCAGGAAGGAAGAGUGGGUGGGAUUUGCUGCACAGAACCACAGGAAAGGGACUCCAAUGGGGAUUGGGUUGAUCAAUCAGUCUGGGGACUUCCUUUACUGGGUAAGCAGAAGGGGGGGAAAUACCGUAUUUUUCGCACCAUAGGACGCACCGGACAAUAGGACGCACUUUGUUUUAGAGGGGAGAACAAGAAAAAAAUUCUCCCCUCUCUGCCCAGCGCCCCUUCAGCGAAGUGGCAGGAGGCGCUGUGCAGAGAGGGGAGAACUUUCCCCUCUUGUUUUCCCGCUCUAAAACAAGGUGCCGCUUAAGGUGCGUUCAGGCGGCUACCUUGGAGCCUGGAGAGCGAGAGGGGUCGGUGUGCACUGACCCCUCUCGCUCUCCAGGCUUCAGGUUCCUUUCGACCUGCUCUUUGGGGCUGGCGGGGGGAAGCCCACCACCAGCCCCAAAGAGCAGUUCAGGAGCAGCGGAGAGGCUCCUGCCAUAGCCGUGCGUCACCUCUCCAGCCGGGAGAGGGUCGCGGGGCUAUGGCUUCUUAGCCCACGCGCGCUCUCCCGGCUGGAGAGGUGACGCACGGCUAUGGCAGGAGCCUCAAUAGCCGCGUCACCUCUCCAGCCGGGAGAGGGUCGCGAGGGCUGCUUAGCCCCGCGCGCUCUCCCGGCUGAAGAGGUGACGCGCGGCUAUGGCAAGAGCCUCAAUAGCCGCGCAUCACCUCUCCAGCCGGGAGAGGGUCGCGGGGGGCUGCUUUAGCCCCGCGCGCGCUCUCCUGGCUGGAGAGGUGACGCGGGGCUGUAGAGGCUCCUGCCAUAGCCGCCCGUCACCUCUCCAGCCGGGAGAGGGUCGCGGGGCUAUGGCGUCUUCGCUCCAUAGGACGCACACACAUUUUCCCUUCAUUUUUGAAGGGAAAGUGAGUCCUAUGGAGCGAAAAUACUGGUAAUUAAUUUUAAAAGGUGCUGGAACGACGUCCCCCCGGUCUUCUGGCUGAAAUCUCUCCCCACCCCCAAGACUUUCACCACUUUGCAACUAAGCCAAGUUUUCUUUGAAGCACAUGAACCUGACCUUUGAAGAGUUUGUAAGUAAACCAUUUUUUAACUUACCAAAUGUGUGGUCUUUUCCUAUGCUGGGGGAAGAGGGAAACUUUUAAGGAACUUUUAAGGAGACAUUUUAGAACUCACUUGGAAGGGCCCAUAUUUUAAAAAGUCUAAUAGCCUAUAAUUCCACACUUUAAAUCUCUACUGGGGUUCUCUCACCAAAAAGUACUUAUCCCAAACUUGGCAUCCAGGAAUUCCCCCCCCCCCCCUAUAUAUGCACCGAACACCUGGAGUGAUAAAACUGAGUUCCAAGGAAGAGACCAUUUUCAUCACUCAUCGUAGCUCUGACAGAUCAUCACUUUCACCUCUGAAGCUGCAUUGUUUUCACUUCAGUGCUGUCCUCUGGGUCUACAUCUCCAUGGAUGAGCACUGGUUUUCUGGUCCGUUACAUUAGGUGCCCCACACUCUGACACCAGAUGUGGUAGCAUGCCUGCCUGCCGUUUGCAAGGAUUUGUAGACCUUUUCAGAUGUGAAUGCUUAUUGUGUGGAGAGUAAGCACACAGAAUACUGAAAUACUUGGGGUCAAGGGACGUUGCAAUAGGAUGUUUGGCUCAUCCCUGCAAAACAGGGGUCUCAGGAAGGAGGGCACUUUGUGGUGUUCUGUCACAUUAUAUCACCUCAUCAAUUUCUCUCCCAUAGGUACCAUGGGAGCUACUUAAGGGCCCUGAAUGCUUGCCUAGAGCUACGCAAACGUUCUUUCCUAUUUCUCCUGCUGUGUGGAGUAGCCUACCUGCAUCUCAAAGAAUCUGACCGUCGGGACCUGAUCAUUGUGUGCUUCUGCCAACUUUUAAACUUUGUCUUUGACCUUGAGGUAGCAGUCAUGGGUCAUUAAGCAAUCUUUUAAUUCAUCUAAUAGUUGAUUCCCUGCUGUUUCAUGUAAGCUGCUUUGAGCUUUGUGGGAAAGCUGUAUUAAAUGUAUCUAAAUAAAUGAAUCAAGUUACACUUCUCAGAAAGCCUAUAAUAUGUGGGCCCUGUCCUAGGUGCAAGUCUUAGCCUAUCAAUCUUUGCAAGGCCUCCAAACCUUAAAGGUGGUCCAUCUCAAUAUGAGUCCACUCUACAACUGAGUAGUCACGUGACUAGAGUGGCAGAAUGUUGGGAAAUGGCCUUUUAGCAUGUGUUUGUAUGGCCUGCUGCAUCUUAUCAUGCCUCAUACUUGUGCAGCAAGUUGUUGUCCCAGAUCUGGGUUCUGCUUUCCCCUGAGCUUUAUAACAGAAGUCAAUUGAGGUGGGAUGAGAGCUGUGCUUUGCACGUGGUAACGUAUGAUUACAGCUUUUUCUUUUCCAUCUGCAGCAUCCAUCAGCUGCCGAGCUUUCUGAAAUGUAUGAGAGAAACAACUGCAAUGUUGCACAAGGACUUGCCUGGUCAUAUUACGUUGGGUAUUUAAAAUUCAUUUUGCCUGGUGAGUAUCCAUUGUGAGUGGUCUUCUCCAUUAGCCAGUGAUAUAAAAUGAAUUAUAAUGUCCAGAAUUCUGCACCAAAGAAAUUCAGAUUCAACAUGUAUACACUAGUAGGUUAUAUCAUGAAUUUUUAUUAUUUAUUUUGGAUUCCCACCACAAAAGCAGUUAGUUACAUUAGCUACUAAGUCUAAGGUAGCAGUUAUUAUAUUUCCAAAUCUCCAUACAAUAUCCUGUUCUGAUCCGAUGCAAGAGCAAAAAAUAGAAAAAAAUGCCAAAAGGUUCAGCAGAAUAAAAUCACUCAGCAGUUACAGUAGUGCUUUGUCCCUGGGAUCAAGUUACUUCAUCAGCUGGGGCUCCCCUCUUGUACACAAAGAAGAGUGGAAUAUGAAGACAGAUAUGGGUAAAUGGUGUCCAUCGUUGUAUUUUGGAAAAGUGAUAUGUGGUUCGGAAGAAAGGGUGUGUAGUCAUACAGAGCGCAGAAGCUUCAUUCCAAAGGCACUGAAGCCUUUUGCAGAUAAUCAGUGCAAUACACAUGCUUUAUUUAUUUAUUUAAAAACAGACAUUCAGAGGACUCCAAACACAUGAAACAUGGCGCAAUCUUACGGGUGAAGGGAAGCUUUCCCAAGACAAACAACUGGUGGUUGUUGCUUCGCAUAGGGCAGAGGGAAGAGUCGUCCACAGGACAGAGGCAACAGCAGAAAAUGCCUGUUUUCUGUAGAGUGCAGUGUCUUGAGCAGUGCUUUUUUCUGGGGUACGCAUACCCCUAAACAUUUUGUGAAUCUUAGGUUUGGCCUCAUUGAGGGACAGUAUUUCAAUAUGAGUAGGGAAAUCAGAGUACCCCUAAACAUUUUUUAAAGAAAAAAAGCACUGGUCAUGAGUAUAUGCUCAGGCAGAUAGAACUCAUACAAGGAACUUCUGCAUACCUGUGUUUUCCCAUUCACAUCAGUGUAGGAAUUCUGUACCAUUUGUCAGAGUCUCCCAUUUUUGGCUUUGUAGCCAAAAUUGGAGAAUCUGACAAACAGUACAGAAUUCCAUUCAAUGUGUACAGAUGCUCUGCAAAUUCCCAUCCCUGGCUAUAGAGAAAGUGAGAAGCUUCUUAAAGUACUAAUGUAAUCUUACUGUCUCCAUCCAGCUGUCUUUCCUUAAUGCGGUUUUGUUUUGAAGGCCUCAAAGAUCGGAUUAGAGAGUUCAACCAAAGCAACAGCCAUUUGCUGAAUUGCGAGAAGACUUGGAAAUUGCACAUAUUGAUUCCCCUGAGCUGCGAUGUGUGUGAUGACCUGCAGACGGUUGACAGUCAUAUUCACUUCAUAAAGAAUCUCCCAGAAUUGAACAUGGAUGUUGCUGGCAUUAAAAAAAGAAGCUACAAAAAUAGUAUCUAUGGGAUAUUGGGUGAAAACAAAGAGGUAUGCUUCUGUAUUAAAAAAGUCUUAGAGUGACAAUAGGUGUUGAAUUUAUCAUAUUUUAAAAAGGAAUUUGCCUGAAACUCAACAACUUCUGCCAUUAGUUAUAUGCAGAUUAUAAAUAACAUGGGAGACAAGAUGAAACUUUUCAUGAAUCCCUCAGAAUAAUUCUCUCUAGACAUCACUUCUGUCCUCCAGCACCACCUUCUGGAGACAUCUAGUCAGAUAGGAGUGGGAUUCCCCAAAUAGAGUCCUCACUCUCAAGCCCACUAAUCAGUUCAGAAGCAAAGCAUAGUUGCUAGUAUCAAAAACUACAAAGAAGUCUAGGAGAACUGACAUGAUCACAUUCCCUAUAGUUAUCUUCCAGUGAAGGUUGACCAAGGCAUCUUCACCUCCUAUGCAGGUUUUUAGGUUCUGGUACAGAUUAUGAAGGGACAUGGGUGGCGCUGUGGUCUAAACCACUGAGCCUAGGGCUUGCUGAUCAGAAGGUCAGCGGUUCGAAUCCCCGCGACGGGGUGAGCUCCCGUUGCUCGGUCCCUGCUCCUCCCAACCUAGCAGUUCGAAAGCACGUCAAAGUGCAAGUAGAUCAAUAGGUACCGCUCCGGCGGGAAGGUAAACAGCGUUACCGUGCAUUGCUCUGGUUCACCAGAAGCGGCUUAGUCAUGCUGGCCACAUGACCUGGAAGCUGACUGCGGACCAGUGCCGGCUCCCUUGGCCUAUAGAGCAAGAUGAGCGCCGCAACCCCAGAGUCGUCCGCGACUGGACCUAACCAUCAGCGGUGCUUUACCUUUUUACAGAUUAUGAAGUAACACUUCUGAGAAUGUUAGUGCUGAUGUGAAAGCAACCAGCAAUUCCUCAAACAAUAGUCUAAAUGCCACCCUGAUAACACUGGGAUUGCCCUUCUCCCCAUUCCUCUAGAAACAUUUUUGUGUUAUGGAGUAUGCCACUCCUCUGCGGUCCCUCUUUGCCAUGUCCCAAGAUGAAAGUGCUGCCUUCAGCUAUCAAGACCGUUUGGAACAAGCCAAGCUUUUCUGCAGAGCACUGGAAGAAAUCUUACAGAGAUCUAAAUACUGUUCUGGCUGCUACCGGCUCAUUGUAUAUGAUGGUAAGAAAUGGGAUGACAGUCUGGCAAUUUGUUUUGGAGUGGUGGGGGCAAGGAGGAGGCUACAAGCUUAGUUCCAGGAAGGGAUCCUGUGGCAGGUAGAGCCUUUCUUUCUACACCAGAAAAGACCUGAUCUCAGUGUGCUUUGGGAACUCAGAAAGAGCUUCCUCUCUGUUCUUAUGUCUUCUGCCUGUGGUUUUAGAAGGUCAUAGAUUUAUUAUUCUCUUCUCAUCUCAGGCUGGAUUUCUGCCUAGAUCCAGAGAGUUUAAUGUGCAGCAGCAAGGCUAUAGGAAUACAAAUGCACAUAAAGAUUUAGCACAUUGGAAAGCAUCUUAAUCUAAUUGAUGUUUUUAGUGAACUACGGCCAUGAGAUCUUUGUCCUGGGUACCUGUAGCCAGUUGAACUCUCUCUGUCUUGCCUCACCUACUAAGGAAGAUAUGUAGGGAUGGCUUGCACACAGAAUGGAUUCACCUUUGUUUUCUCAGCUGAAUUCUGCAAAACGUUUUUGUAAUCAAAAUUAUGAUUAUUGAGUGAGAAAGCACACUUUCUAUAAAGAGAAUGUAUAGUUUCUACCUUUGAUAUUGGAGUGGUAUUUGUUAUUUGGUUUUGGUUUUAAUUAAGAUUUUGUGUACCACAUAGAUACAUUUUCAUACAAUCUUGUGCUUUACUGAGAUACAUGAAUACUUUUGCAAAUAAAUGUACAUUCCCUUAGAGCAGUUACUCAGUGAGUCAUAAACAGUGCUGAAAUCACUACUCAAUGAUACUGCUUUCUGUGAAUCUAGGGAGCGGGUGGCAUUGUGGUCUAAACCACUGAGCCUCUUGGGCUUGCUGAUCAGAAGGUCGGCGGUUCGAAUCCCUGUGAUGAGAUGAGCUCCCAUUGCUCUGUCCCAGCUCCUACCAACCUAGUAGUUUGAAAGCACACCACUGCAAGUAGAUAAAUAGGUACUGCUGCAGCAGGAAUUUCUGUGCAUUCUGGCUUCCGUCAUGGUGUUCCGUCGCACCAGAAUUGAUUUAGUCAUGCUGGCCACAUGAUCCGGAAAGCUGUCUGUAGACAAACGCUGGCUCCCUCGGCCUGAAAAGUGAGAUGAGUGCCGCAACCCCAUAGUCGCCUUUGACUGGACUUAGCCAUCCAGGGGUCUUUUAUCUUUACCUCCCCCCCCCCCCUUGAAUGUACCUACUGUAUGUGAUGAAAGGUUUUUUAAAUAUUCAGCUGUAUAUUCUGGCAUAUUUCAUUUUUGCCUUUUGAAUUUCUCUUAAUAAGAACAAGACAUCCUUUUUUAUGAGAUAACAUAUAUCAAAAACUCAGACUUCCGGUCUACCACGCAAAGAGAUCACAGCUCGUUACGCUUGCUCUGAGCGAGAUCAGGCUACUGCAGAGGGAGAGAGGAGUAAAGCGUGGGCUCCACACCUCCCCAAAAGCUCUGGAGAUAAACCAGAGCCUCUAAAAGCACCCCACAGUGCUGCCUGGUCUCCCUACCAAACCCCUGGCAAUUUGGAAGGGGGCCGGAGAGGGUAGAAAGGGGCCUAAACUCCUUCUGUGACAGAAAGCCCUGGACGUGACUCGAGUAGUGGCAGCACCCCUGGAAACAAAGACCCAGGUCGAGACUGAAGGGGGGGGGACUAGAGAAACCUGAAAAAAAAAGACUUGACAACUAAAGAAAAUAAUUGGAUAAGAAAGGAAACGUAACCUGAAGUGGCACAGAGCUGCGUGAAGAGAAUCUGUUAGUGAUUUCCAAGAAAAGCUAAGUGGAAGGAUGGCAGGCUUACCUAUAUUAUGACAAAACGAAAGUGCACAAGGGAUUUCUCAACCAUGUGAUAAGAAAUAACCAGUGUUUGGGCAAGAUAGAAAAACCUCCUAGAAAGGAAGACGCUUUGUUGGAUAUCCUCCAACAAGGUGUCAGUGGCAGUUAAAAAUUAAGCAUGAAUAUAAUGUACCAUUCUAGCACUUUGGUUUUUAACUUUGUAAAGGAGUGGAAAAGAUUGCACUUGAAACACACAGACGGAAGUCAACAUCAUUGUUUUCUGGAUUAGGGAUUGCGUGCUGUGACCAAAUUUUGAGACCACCUGCUGCAGAGUUAAUGAGGCUUUUCUAACAUGCGAGUUCUGUACUCCGGCUUCCUGCAAGCAUAUUGUGAGAUCUUCAUCAUGCUACAGAUCCACCUUAGAGAUCUAUGCAGUUCCUGGGAAUGAUUGUUGGUGCAGUUGGCAAUUCAAGGGCUGCAGUGCCACCAGGAUGGUGCUGUUGAUACAUAGAUCUUUACCACACACUCUACCUAAAGUUUCUGAGGCAAAAUCAAAUCAAAUCAGGGUAGUAAUAGAUAGACUUGAAAAGAUAACACAGCUAUCUGUCUUGAUGCAACUGAGAGUGCUCUUCUAGCAGUUAGCUGCAGGGCUUCACAUUUUCCUAUGAAAAGACCAGUGCAGUCACAACUGGUUUUGUUUUCCCAGAUUCAGAAGAAAAUGACAAGCACUUCCUGUCCAAGACUAUCCUAAGACACAUGGAACAGGAGCUCCAGGAGGAGUAUACCAUGGAUGAAAAGUAUGAAGGCAGCAUACAUAAUGCUGAAUCAAACGGGACUCAGCUCCUGAUUAGUGGCUCUGAUCAUCCCAUGUCUUUGCAUAGUUUUGGCUACUGA